ACCCGAAACAGAACGGAGGAGUUGCGGGUCUGCCUGAGUGAGGAGAGAGAGAGAGAUGAAGAUAGCGUGGAAGAGCAACAAGAAGCGGCCUCUGGGGAUCGUAUCAACUUACCCAAAUCUCCCUUUCGAGCGGCAAAACGACGAACCCAGCAAUCAAUCGCACCCAGCAGAAAAACCCAGCAAUAAUAUUCAAAACAACACUGAGCUCGGCAAGCUAGCCGAUGAGAGCGAGCCUUCCGACGCUGCCGAACUUUUCCACUCCUUUCAAGCUCAGGGAACUAAGCUCGCCGAGGAUGGGAAGUACCGUGAAGCAUUGGGAAAAUGGGAGGCUGCUCUUAUGUUGAGGCCUGAAAAUGCAGUUUUACAUGAACAGAAGGCACAAGUAUUACUUGAAGUUGGAGAUGCAUGGAAUGCGGUGAAGACAGCGACUCGAGCUACUGAGUUGGAGCCUUCAUGGGCUGAGGCUUGGGUUACCCUUGGUAGAGCACAGUUAAACUUUGGGGAGCCUGAUAAUGCCAUUCAAAGCUUCGACAGAGCAUUAGCCAUCAAGCCUGAUUCUGAGGAGGCUCGAGAUGACAGACAUACUGCAAUGCAACUGGUGAAAAAGCGAAAACAGCUCCAUUCAUCAGGUUUAAGUCCUACGAGGAAACGUUACGCAGUUGGUGAUAAGGCAUGAAACCUCCCGAGUCUGGAAUGUGUAUAUAAAGAGGAAAAGUGAGACUUCAACUUCGUUUUGGUUCAUGUGUGAAUUUCUCCCCCUUCGUCUGCGUCUCUGGUUAGCAGGAAUAUAUCCUUUAUGCAUUUUGUAUCUUAUGAAAGCGAAUAGAAAUAAUUCUAAAUUUUAGAUUAAUUACAAAAUGUUAAACUAUGUUGUUCUUAAUAAACAACACAGCUCAGCAUGUUUCAAAAUUUUAAGAGAGGAAGCAUUCACCAGUUGAAACAAAGUCAUGACAUGUUUCAAUGUUUAGUUCCUGAGCCCGACCGUACUAUUACCGGACUUUUGGAAUUGGACUGUAAUUGUUACUAGAUUUGGUUAAACCGCCUCAAUAAACUAUUUUACUUCGGAUUU
This is a messenger RNA of Pyrus x bretschneideri (Chinese white pear), 1069 nucleotides long. RefSeq names its product tetratricopeptide repeat protein 33. The record is from RefSeq and is a predicted model, not a curated record. Bases 56 to 676 code for a protein of 206 amino acids. Lineage: Eukaryota; Viridiplantae; Streptophyta; Magnoliopsida; Rosales; Rosaceae. Gene Ontology annotation, molecular function: protein binding. The transcript has 5 exons.